Molecule: messenger RNA, 908 nt
Organism: Colletotrichum godetiae
Lineage: Eukaryota; Fungi; Ascomycota; Sordariomycetes; Glomerellales; Glomerellaceae
Product: NADH ubiquinone oxidoreductase subunit NDUFA12
Exons: 5
Coding region: 53-463 (136 amino acids)
Biological process (GO): response to oxidative stress; mitochondrial respiratory chain complex I assembly
Cellular component (GO): membrane
Source: RefSeq, a predicted model, not a curated record
AUCACAUCGUCGACAGCAUAGCUUCUUGAGGUCAAUUGGACCAGCCGCCACCAUGUCGACCCCCGGAAGAACAAUCGCCAACCUGCGCAAGGUUGGAAUCAAGAACUACUUCCGCCAAUUGCUGUACAUUGGUGACACCAAGCAUGGUCGUCUCGUAGGCGAAGAUAAGGCCGGCAAUAAGUACUUCGAGAACAACGACGAACUUCCCCUGCGUACGCGCUGGGUGGACUUCAAAGUGCACGACUACGACUCAGCGCAGGUCGAGCCUGGCUGGCACGCUUGGCUGGGAUACAUGGUGGACAAGCCGCCCACCGAGGACGCCCUUCUCCAGACCAAGACGCGCAAGUGGGAAGUGCCACACGUACUUCCCAACUUCACGGCUACUCCGGGAGCCUACAAGCCAUACAACACAGUGAAGCCGAAGAUUCGCUCCUGGGAACCCAAGGCUGUUGAGAGGCAAUGAGUUGUAGUAGAACGGGGUUGAUGUACAUAAGCCAAAGUCGCUUAACGCAAUUUCAGGGUUUUGCUUUGUGUUGAAAUGUUGUCAAUAUUUGCCGACGCUGGUUCACACCAAAGUACCGACAUUGAUAUAGUGAGAGAGUUUGCAGGUCCUUCGAGAGCUGCCUCAACUGGCUUGCAUGCAGCUCCUCUUCAUGUGGUUGAUUCGUCAGGAGCAUAGAGCCAAGCCAUGAGCAGAAUCAAGCUAACAGGCACGAGAUUCGUGGGAGGGCAGCCCGUUGAGACGAAUAAGUUGGUAGUUGUGACGAAGUUGACGUUGGAGUGUUGUAUACCACCCUAAACUUCACAUAACCAUGUGCUCCUACAUCAAUUGUUAUAGCUGCUGUCGCCUUUUUAUUCGAAAGAACCCCAGAGGGAAGAUCGGCGAGAACUGAUGUAGAAGAGAUCCA